Molecule: messenger RNA, 939 nt
Organism: Monodelphis domestica (gray short-tailed opossum)
Lineage: Eukaryota; Metazoa; Chordata; Mammalia; Didelphimorphia; Didelphidae
Product: olfactory receptor 6C2-like
Biological process (GO): G protein-coupled receptor signaling pathway
Cellular component (GO): membrane
Molecular function (GO): olfactory receptor activity; G protein-coupled receptor activity
Source: RefSeq, a predicted model, not a curated record
AUGCGAAACCAUUCAGGUAUUACAUUAUUCAUUCUUCGAGGACUAACAGAUGACCCACAGCUUCAGGUUAUGCUUUUUGUCUUUCUGUUUUUUACCUAUAUGCUGAGUAUAACUGGGAAUUUGACCAUCAUCACCCUCACGUUGGUGGAUCCCCAUCUUAAAACUCCCAUGUAUUUUUUCCUCCGAAACUUUUCCUUCUUAGAAUUGUCUUUUACAUCUGCCUGUAUUCCCAGAUUCUUAUACAGCAUGUCAAGUGGGGACAAUACCAUUACUUAUAAUGGAUGUGCCACCCAAAUAUUUUUUGUCAUCCUCUUUGGGUCAACAGAAUUUUUCCUCCUAGCUGCCAUGUCCUAUGACCGUUAUGUGGCCAUCUGCAAACCCCUGCACUAUACAACUAUCAUGAACAACAAAGUCUGUAACCAGCUCCUCCUGAGUUGUUGGGUGGCUGGACUGAUGAUUAUCCUUCCACCACUUAGCCUAGGACUUGAGUUGGAAUUCUGUGACUCAAAUGUAAUUGAUCAUUUUGGCUGUGAUGCAUCACCAAUGCUAGAGAUCACAUGCUCUGAUACAGAGUUUAUAGAAAGGAUGAUUUUAGCUUUUGCUGUGUUGACACUUAUCAUCACUCUAGUGUUAGUAAUUCUUUCCUAUGGAUAUAUUAUCAGAACUAUUCUGAGAUUUCCCUCUUCCCAGCAAAGAAAAAAGGCCUUUUCUACUUGUUCAUCUCACAUGAUAGUUGUCUCCAUCUCAUAUGGCAGCUGUAUCUUCAUAUACAUCAAACCUUCUGUAAAGGAAGGGGUGGCUUUGAAUAAGGUAGUGUCAGUGCUCACCACUUCAGUUGCCCCUGUGAUGAAUCCCUUUAUUUACACCCUGAGGAACAAGCAAGUCAUCCAAGCUUUUAAAGACUCAGUCAAAAGGAUUGCAUUUCUUUCAAAGCAAUAA